UAGUGUUACGUACUAGUUAUAGGUGCUAGUAUUUUUAGACCAAAUCCGAAGCACAGCUCGCCUGAUCAGGAUCACAAGAUACUGUACAGAAAUAUAAUAGUAAGAGUAAAGAGAUGAUGAAAAGGAUCAUGAAAUGCUACAACUAAACCGCUAGCGCUACUGUACUCUAGUACAUGUAUAUGCAGGCUCGACGUGUGUCUGAUGUGCUGAAGACCCAUCGACCAUUUAUACAGUCUGUAAUGGCGAUGUGAUCACUCCAAUUGGCCAAACAUGUAGUAGCACUACGGGCGAAACCGGUGAUAACGCGGGUUGCCUAGCGCUAUCGCGGGGAAUUCUUGGAGAUGGGCUGGAGGAGCGGGUUGGAAAGUGCGCUAGCACUUCUUAACAGCGAGAGUGGAAGAUGUUUGUUUGUGCUGGUGGAGCUGUUGCUGAACGUGAUGUUCAUACACCAUGGACCCUUCCACGCCAUUGAUUGGAAAGCGUACAUGGACCAGAUUGAGAUGAUUGAAGCUGGUGAGCAUGAUUACAUGAAGAUCAAGGGACGAACUGGACCACUGGUUUACCCCGGUGGCCAUGUUUGGCUACAUUGGCUGCUGUACUGGCUGACAGGCGGCGGAAAGGCCAUUCUCCUCUGCCAGGCUCUAUUUCUUGUUGUUCAAGUGCUCACCUCCACCUUUGUGACGUCCUUGUACUGGCGGUACGUUCCGCAGCCAUUCGUGACCUGCUGCAUGUUUCUGUUCACGGUGCGAUGCCGCAACGUGUACGUGAAUGGUCUGUUCAAUGACUGCUGGGCUAUGCUGUUUGUAUACAUGGCUAUGUGGCUGGCAGUACGCCACUCCAGAUGGACAUUGGGCUUGCUUGCCUACUCUACCGCCGUGUCCAUCAAGAUGUCCGCGCUGCUGUUUGCGCCAGGCAUGGCCGCAGCAGCUUUCUGCGCAGCUGGAUCUUUCUCAAAGUUGGUCCGGUGGUCUGUGCCCGCUGCUGUUCUGCAGAUCUUUGCUGGUGGAGUGUUUCUAAUCAAGCACCCUCUCUCCUACGUACACCGUUCCUUUGAACUGGACAGGCAGUUUUUCCAUUUCCUCUCACACAACUUCAAGUGGCUACCGAAAGAUAUCUUCUUCUCCCGUGCAUUCCAAAUCUCCCUCUUAACAUUUCAUGUGGCGCUACUGGUCUUCCUCUGCGCACACCGCCGCUGGCUUUCUACGCGGCCAUCGGACAAACAGGCACUGCUUGCAAUCAUAUUUGUGUCAAACUUUGUUGGAAUAUGCUUCUGCCGCAGUCUCCACUACUCCUUCUACUCGUGGUACUUCCACACGCUGCCAUUUCUGGUGUCCUACGCUGGCUGGCCAUGGCUGAUGCGCUAUGCCUAUCUCAUCAUUGUAGAGCUCUGCUGGAAUGUGUGGACGCCCUAUCGUGGUGAUAAUCAAGAUGGUACUUGUGCAUCUGCGAAAGCAUCCCUUGUUCUCACCUGCUGUCAUGCUGUCCUCUUGAUAUCCAUAUUGUUACGCCGCUGAUGGUUGUGAUGCUAGCAAGCGGCAGUGUUUCGUAGGGUUUCCAAUUCCAUCUCGAUGAGCCGGCUACGUUGCUGUGUGAUGAUGACUCCAACCCAUAGGCUGCCUUUCCAAAGGAACUAGUCCAGUGCAUGUUUACAGCAUCUGGUCCGCCAGGCCUUACAGGCUCGUACUAUUGCUGGCCAGGAUGUUGCCGAUCCUUGGCAUGAGUGCCUUGUUGCGACCCAGGACAUAUGGAUAACAUUGGUAUUGCUGAAUGGAUCACAUGCAGCGGUACAUGCAGGUGUAAAUUGGCGCACUACUAGUACAUGUACUAUGUAGUAGUGGUGUGCAGCCAAUCUGUUCUCAGCCAGAAGGUCUCAGGCCAAGGAGGUAUACAACAUUCUCCAAGCAAGCUCUUGCAACCCUGGCAAUGUGUUUUUAUGCUGGCGACAGUCUUCAUAUGCCAACCACUGCAGUUUGCAGCAGAGCUACAGUAUUUCAAGGAGAAUCAACUGAGCUGCCAGGACGGUGAUCGUUACUCAUUCAACCAGAGAGACGUACCUACACCAGGUUUAGGUGACUCCCUGCUGCCCACACUGAAUGUGGCUUCAAGUCAAAAUGCGCACUACCUGCGGCCACCAAACUUGACAGCCCCCGGAGUCUGCCUAAACUCCAUACUGUGUCUGGCAACGGCUAUGUCAACUGCCGGGGUCAGUUAGCCAAACCAUACAGAAAGUCAGAAACCCUCCUGGAGUAGUGUGCCUAUGAGCUAGGUGAAGCGAUGUGCAUAUCCAAUACUCAAUAGCUGUCAGAUGUGUGACCCAUGUGCUGAUUACUAGUACAUCACACCGUGUACCAGUGUGUCGUCACGGAUCAUAGUUUUCUGCUAAUGACUGAGAUUGCUCAGCUCCGGGUCACUUGCACAUGUCACAGUUGUUCUACUACUGGCAAAGCAGAUGGGAAACAGUAGCUUUUUACUGGUUGAAUUUUUAAUUAUUUGUACAUUUGUCUGAUGAUUAAGCAUGAAACUCAGAAUAGCGACAAACUA
Messenger RNA from Sycon ciliatum, 2541 nucleotides. Its product is annotated as lethal(2)neighbour of Tid protein-like. The record is from RefSeq and is a predicted model, not a curated record. The transcript has 2 exons. Gene Ontology annotation, molecular function: dol-P-Man:Man(5)GlcNAc(2)-PP-Dol alpha-1,3-mannosyltransferase activity. Bases 342 to 1514 code for a protein of 390 amino acids. NCBI's taxonomy places the organism in Eukaryota, Metazoa, Porifera, Calcarea, Leucosolenida, Sycettidae. Gene Ontology annotation, cellular component: endoplasmic reticulum.